Dreissena polymorpha is the source of this 6373-nucleotide messenger RNA. RefSeq names its product protein grainyhead-like. The record is from RefSeq and is a predicted model, not a curated record. The transcript is spliced from 18 exons. Bases 205 to 3204 code for a protein of 999 amino acids. Gene Ontology annotation, biological process: regulation of transcription by RNA polymerase II. Gene Ontology annotation, molecular function: DNA-binding transcription activator activity, RNA polymerase II-specific; RNA polymerase II cis-regulatory region sequence-specific DNA binding. Lineage: Eukaryota; Metazoa; Mollusca; Bivalvia; Myida; Dreissenidae. Gene Ontology annotation, cellular component: nucleus.
CGUUCAAUACGGAGUACAAUAUCGUUGGACCUUGUCAAUGGGACUCAAAAGAUCUUUAGCAGGUGACAAGCGUAGUGAUACAUUACGCAAUGACGGCGUCCGUAGUUUCUGAAUUGUGAAACCUGCUUCGGGAUCUAACUAUAGUUUGUACAGAAAACUGGACUAACGGGUUUUCCUGGUUUUGCGGGUCGGAGUAAUUUUAGAAUGAGUCUAAAUGUAUCCUCAAGAGAGGUGCGCAAGUUAGAGCCAGCCAAUAGCGCCCACAACUAUGACGACAACAACAACGCCGACGACGACGGCGACGAAACGAACGACGGCUGCUGCAAGGUCACCGGUGCCGGCGGCAAAGCGGUGUCAGCGAUGGACUGCCCUCCCGACGACAUCCGGGCAUUCUAUGGUCACCCCUUGGCGGCCGCGACGGCAUCGUCAAACGUGGCCGACACGCACGCUUCGGCAGUGGCUCUUCUUCAUGAGUACAUCAACCUACCGGCAUUAGACAAGAGCGGGAAAAAGAUUGGAGACAAGAUCACCUCUGCUUAUGAUAUUUUGAGGGAUGAUGUCGGUGUAUCCAGGGGAGAGCGCUCCCCGGAUGUGGACGGCGAGUACAUCCACCUGCUGCAGUGCACGCUCUCCGAGGUGGACAAGUUCUUCAACAGAGAGGCCGGAAAUGGCGACUACCCCACCACUAGUUCCGCGGUGCUGGACGCCGUCACUUCCUGUCUUUCGAUCAGCAGAGCCGGCGGGUUUGCUGAGGACGUCACGGAAGACGUAGUCCAUGAGGUUUGUGUGGAAACGUCAUACAUAUCACCUGACGUCGGGGAGAACGUGAUUUAUAACGUCGAUGACGAUGCGUCGAUUCAAGAUCUUAUGACGUCAUCACCAAAUGAUAUCAUGACGUCAGAGACAAUAUCGAUGAUAGAAAUAAGAAGUGAUGUGCACAGUGAAACUUUGGGACAAAAAUUCGUGUCUGGUUCUUCAAUGACGGCUUCUCCUUUGCCAAUAUCUGGUUCUGACGUUAAACCGUCCGGAGGCGUUCGCCGUCACCGUGAAAAUAAAGUUCACCACUGUGAAAAGUCUCAGGAAAUCUCGAAGAGUUUGGUUAAGAAACUGAAUGAGAAACUGAAGAAAAGAAUGACCGAGCGAGCGGAGAACUUUGAGGCAAAGAGCGAGCUGGAAACAGCAGUGUCUAAUCUAACGUCGAGCAGAUUUGAAAUAACGGAAAGUGACUUGCCUCUUAGUAAUAGCAGUGUUAGGGAAAUGUCAAGCACUUCUGCCAACAACUAUGAAAUUAACUCGUACAAGGAUAAUAAAACAGAACGGCUCCAAGUGUCAAAUUCAGAUGUAUACGAACAUAUGGCUGUAAACAUGACGUCAUAUUCGAAUUCCAAUUAUACUAACCCCAUAUUGCAAAGUGCAUCGACUUCAAGUGCUCAAAUAAAUGUAAGAUCACAAACAGCCCUAAAGGUACAAUCCGACAGAAGUGCUAAUCUUUUAAAACAUUCCGCGCUUACAAGGGCUCAUUCUCUGCCAAACGGAUUUACUAAUAACCCUUACCUUACGCCGGUUGUUACGGAUGGAAACACGCCUGUGGGAAUUCCGCCUCCUUUGUAUUAUUACCCCUCAACAACUAGUGUUCAAACUGUUGCAUCCGGUAACGUACCCAUCCCUGCGCCUGCGCAAUACGCGUAUCCGCCAUUGUGUACUCAAAGCGAGAUCAGCCAACAGAAUGCGUAUUCAAAUUCUAUGAUCGAGAAGUACAUUCAGUUGAUGCGUCAACAGAGUGCGUAUGCGCCAUACACGGGGCCACAAGCGGAUACAUUCCAUCAAAAGUCACCAGACAGCGGGUACGGUGACCAGUGCACAUCUCCUAAGCAGCUCAAAGAAGUUGUGAAUCCAGAAAGCGAAAGUGAAACGGAAACACGUGGCAAAGUCGACAAAAGACGGAAGUCCGCUCCACCAAUGUACGUGAAGCAGGUGUGGCAAACACUUCCGGUGGACCGCUAUUCAAAGGGCAACGUCAACAAAAUAGACAAGGACCCUGUAGGAUACAAGUACUUUCUUGAGUGCCCAAUCUCCGCAACUCAGAAAAUCGAACAUGACCGCAUCACUUAUGUCAACAAAGGCCAGUACUAUGGACUCACGUUGGAGUAUAAUGGUGACCGGCCGCUUAAGAAUUCAUCAGUUAAGUCGGUUGUUAUGGUCGUGUUCCGGGAGGACAAGCACCUUGGAGACGAGCAUAAAGCCUGGGAAUUCUGGCACAGUCGACAGAACAGCUUUAAACAGCGCGUCAUUGACGUUGAUACAAAGAACAGCGUGAUGAUAAGUCCGAGCGCAACAGAGGAAAUCUCAUACAACGGUGUCGCAGUCAAGUGGAACCCACGAGAUUCUCCCGUGAAGGUUAAUGUAGCGAUCCACUGUCUUAGCACAGACUUCAGUAAUCAAAAAGGUGUCAAGGGCCUGCCCCUGCACUUGCAGAUUGAUACGUUCGACUCCUCCUCAGCCUCAUUGACAGACGCAACUCCAGUCAGUAGGGGCUACUGCCAAAUAAAAGUGUUUUGUGAUAAGGGUGCUGAACGCAAGAUUCGAGAUGAAGAGAAGAGAAAACAGUGUAAAGCAAAACCGGAGAUCACCUCUGUUACCAAAGCUGCCCGCAAACGGAAGGAAGAUAUAUAUCACGAGCCGAACGAUCGGUCCGAGUUCUACGUGAUGGCGGACCUUCAUACGAAACCAAUAUUGUUUUCACCCUCAUUCGAAACAGAGGAAAAUAUGCGGUGCAGUCCAUUAAGUAAUGUCGUUCUAGAUGAAGAAUGCAGCUCAAGUAGCAUCACGAGCAGCGGGGAUCACUACGACAGCGCAGAAGACGGCGCAUGCCCCGCCAAGCGACCCCGAAUCGAUUCCUUCACUUCCCCACCGCAACCUUUUUCACACAUUCUUGUGUACGUUCGCGAGAAACACGAGGAUGUGUUUACUGCGGUCAUGAUAAGAUCUCCCACUCUUCUUGGAUUGCUACAAGCGAUCGAGGAAAAGUAUCAUAUACCAAUCACAUCAAUAAAGAACUCUUACAAACGAUCUAAGAAAAGAAUACUUGUGCGCAUGGAUGACAACAUCGUGCGCCAUUAUUCGCAUGAGGAGACGUUCGAGAUUGAAUUCGUUGCCAAUGGCGCGGACAAGGACCUGUACCUUACGGAACUUGAUCCCGAAUAAGGUCGACACAAACUGUAACAGGAACCAUUGUGUCCGAUGAAAUGCAAGGCAACGCUGUGAUUAAUUAAAAGUGCUGGAGUUAACGCAGCCGUUUCUUGUCCAACAAGAAACGACGAAGAAUUACAUGUUCAUCAAUGAUGGUACUCUAUCAGACCACAUGCACAUCAAUACAACCGAUGUGACGAAUGAUGUUUGCCGCCUGUUGGGGUCAGAUUAAUUCUUGAAGAAAUCUUGAUGUGCAUAUCAAUCACUCACUAUGAAGCCGGUCGCCAGUACAUAACAAUGUUUAUAUGAGGUGUGAUGUCUUUGUACCUCGACUGUUAAUGUCAAUGGCUUAAGAUGAGAUGGGAAAAAGUCAACGAAGCCUAUUAGACUUGCCCAUGAACGGUUACGUACAUAUUUCGUUCCAUCCAAAGAACAAUGCUCCAAUUGCAUUUAUUAUGCUCCCCCAAAAUUUAUUUUGGGGGGAGCAUACAGUCGCCGCUUUGUCUGUCCUUGCGUGUGUGUGUCUGUCCGUCCGUCCGUGCACACUUUUUGUCCGGGCUAUUUCUUAGCAACUAAUGACCGGAAUUCAAUGCAACUUUAUGGGAAGCUUCACUACCAAGAGGAGAUGUGCAUAUUAUCAACGGGUUCUGGUCGGAUGAUUUUUCACAGAGUUAUGGCCCUUUGAAAUUUUCAAUAUUUUUUUUGUCUCCCCAGCUACUGUGCCCUCAAGACGUUUCCUUUUAUCUGAAUAUAUAGUGCAAUAUUGUGACAAAAAACACCUUUGGGGAGCAUCACCCGUCUCCGACGGUUUCAUGUUAAAUAAGCGCACCAUAUAUGCAUUUUUUCCAAAUACUAGGCCUUUUCCUUUGAGUCAUAUAAGGAACGAUGGGUGUUAUGCAUUAAUUAUCCCCACGCUUUUUGAAAAAAAGGUGGGGAUAUUGUGGUGAUCUCCGCCGUCCGUCCGUCCGUCCGUCCGUCUGUCCGUCCGUCUGUCCGUCCGUCCGUCCUGGCCACUAUCUCCUCCUACACUAAAAGCACUAGAACCUUGAAAUUUACACACAUGGUAGCUAUGAGCAUAUGUGCGACGGUGCACUAUUUGGAAUUUUGAUCUGACCCCUGGGUCAAAAGUUAUAGGGGUUGGGGUGGGGCCGCGUCAGAAAUUAUCACUCAUUUUUUUAGGUUAUUUUACAUUUACUUCUUUAUUUCUACACCGAUUCACUUCAAAUUGAUACUGGACCUCACCUAUGACAAUACGGUCAAUCUCAACCAUGCAUGGCCCCAUUCCCAACCCUGGGGCGCCCCGCCCACAUAGGCCACACCCACCAAAAAUUUCCAUUUACUAUAAUUUUUUCAUUUCUACACGGAUUCACUUCAAAUUGAUACUGAACUUUUGUUAUGACAUUAGGGUCAAUCUCAACUAUGCAUGGCCCCAAUCCCAACCCUGGGGCGCCCGCCCACAUAGGCCACACCCACCAAAAAAAUCCAUUUACUAUAAAAAAAAUUAAGGUUAUUUUACAUUAACUUCUUCAUUUCUACACUGAUUCACUUCAAAUUGAUACUGAACCUCUCUUAUGACAAAACGGUCAAACUCAACUAUGCAUGGCCCCGUUGCCAACCCUGGGGCGCCACGCCCACAUAGACCACACCCGCCCAAAAUUGCCUUUUACUAUAAUUUCUUCAUUAAUACACUGAUUCACUUCAAAUUGAUACUGAACCUCUCUUAUGACAAUACGGUCAAUCUCAACUAUGCAUGGCCCCAUUACCAACCCUGGGGCACCCCGCCCACAUAGGCCACACCCUCCCAAAAUUGCCUUUUACUAUAACUUCUUUAUUUUUACACCCAUUCACUUCUAAUUGAUACUGAACUUCUCUUAUGACAAUACAGUCAAUCUCAACUAUGCAUGGCCCCAUGAUCAACCCUGGGGCGCCCUUGGGUCAAACAUGCGGCGUGGGGAUACGCGUCGGCCUCUGCCGCGCCAUUUCUAGUUGAUUAUGCUGCGUACAAAGUGAUGACUUAGUUUUGAAUUUCAAUUGUUUUGCCACUCAGUUACUGUUUUUUUAAAUAGAAAAAGGACGAUUUUGAGUAAAAUAUGACCACCAUAAGGCGAGGAAGGUUUCCCUAUAUUGCUUACAUGGCUUUGAUGCAACCAUUGGAGAAUAAAGAAGCCAUGUAUGUUGCCAAACGGUCAUGUAACCUGUUAUGACCAUUUGUUAUGGUAACCUUGCCUGACUUCUAAAAUAGUUACGAAGCAUAACAAGAGCUGCUCAGAACAGCUCGUUUUCUUCUUUUUGUAGGUGAGUGACCUUAGGUUUGACACCCUUCUCUACAAAAUACAAAUAUUCAGGCUUGUGUUUAUUUAGAACAUUAUCAGUGCUUAUUGCAAAAUAAAUGGUGUGGCGGACAAAGUACAUAUUUAUUUCCGAUAAUAAUAAAAUCACCUGUUUAAAAAUGUUUUAUCGAUCUCACUUUCAUGACAUGCAUAUCAAAUUGCAGUUAUUCCCCACACAUCAUUGUGCAUGUGUACAUUGAAGUUGUUUGUUGAUGUUAAACGUUCAGCACCAUAUUGUCUCACUAGUUUACAAAAUGUAAUUGCGAUACAGACGUCUUGUAUGUACACAAGCAUUUUAACGUCUAAUCGUAAACAAUAAAAAAAACAAACACACAAGAAUGUCUGAACUCUUACGAGAGUCAAGUGUCCUUCAUUUUAUUUAUUGGCAAAGUAAUGCACAUAUAAAUGACUUAUUUUAUCUGGACAAAACUGUCUGUAAGAGGUUAUUUCAUUAAAUGUCUCAUUCUUUUCUUGUAAAUGGCUUUGGCCGACAUAAAGAGGUCCUGCUCAGCGAAGAGUAGUUUCUAGAUAUAAGCUAUGGAUCAAUCCACAGCUAGUGAUUGAUUGUACAAUACACGUGCUUGUAUCGACCCAUACGCUUUAUACACGUAUAAUACUUCAUUGGCAUUAUUUGUUCAAGUCGUUCAUUUAUGUUGUAACUAAUGACUAUUUCUUUUUGUUCGAUGUUUUCCAAUAAUUACAUCGUUAUUUAUUGUUUUAUACAGUGUUUACUGCCGAAAGAAUUAUUUAAAUAUUGUUAUAGAUUCUUUUGUACAUCAGACAGAGAUAAAAUGUUUUAAUGUGAAAUUUGUAAAUGUUUAUUGAAACGUUAAAAGCAAUACAUUUAAAAGAUA